AUGUAAGAUAGCGUCCCAGGUAGCAACCCGCCAUCGCAUGCGCUGACAAAUGAAAUGGUUCACCAGGCGGACGCAACGAAGCUGGGAAGCACACAGCUUCCGCUGGCGCCGAACAAAACGUCGUUAUUUCUAUUUUACUCCUACCAAGUAUUCCGAUCACCUAUCCUGUACCAUAUUUGAUGCCGUCUAAAUUUCAUCAGACGGGCAAAAUCUAAUGGUACGUAAACCGUAUUUCAUAAUUUUGUGAAGAAAAGGAGGGUAUACGUGGAAUACGGGCCUCUUCUUCCCCCAGGGUACCCAGACGAGAGGGAGAGCUCACUCCCAUUUCUGGUUCUCCACUUCGCCUCUCGUGCUUCGAUCGCCAUGGCGGCUUCUUCCACUGCUCACUUUGUCACCGGUGGAAUUCACUCUGAGAGAUACAACCCUCUGUCCAACAAGCUGAGGCUGUCCAGCGGUUAUCAGUCUCAAUUGGCAUUUUGUCAGAAUUCAAAGCAGCAGAGUUGCCGUCGGUAUAUGUCUGUUCAUGCUAAGUACAGUGAUGGUUCCAGAGGUGGAGGCGGUGAUUUUCUUGCUGGUUUCCUUUUAGGUGGAGCAAUCUUUGGAACAUUAGCAUAUGUCUUUGCUCCACAGAUCAGGAGAUCCAUACUGAAUGAAGAUGAAUCUGGAUUUCGGCGGGCAAAGCAACCAAUAUAUUAUCGUGAUGAAGGUUUAGAGAAAACUCGUCAGAUGCUGAAUGCAAAGAUAAGUCAGCUGAAUUCAGCCAUUGACAAUGUUUCUUCUCGAUUGAGGGGUGGAAACAAUGUGCUGACGCAGCCUGUUGAAGCCGAACCUGAAGUUGAAGCCUCCAUAUAGUCUUGAAUCAGGAAUGGUGCUGGUUUAUGGUUGCUUCCUGGAUCCUGUCAAUACGCAUGCUUGAAAUUUGGAGAUUGACAUCGCAAAAAGGAUGGCUCUCUUGUAAGUAGAAAAUGGGAUUCUAAUCGUAAGCUACAUUAUUGUACCCACGAGCCAGUGAAUUUGUGAUAGGUUUCUUUAUAUGUGGAAUUAUAUAUUUGCUGCGGACGGCCAGCCAAUUUGUGGGCUACAAACUAGAUCUCAGGUCUAACGGACCGGAGGUUUUGGUUCUGCUUCUUUUGUUUCUUUCCGGAUACACAACCUUUGGACAUCCUUGACCAUAUUCCAAGAGCGAGGUUUUAUGGACAGCGUCCCAUUCCGUACAUAUUCAAAGAGCAAGGUCCAGAAGUUGCAUUUAGAAUGAAAUGGAUGCAAACAUAUCCAUUCAACUCCCGAACUGGCUAUACAUUUCCAUCUGGUACUGUAUUACUGAAUGUAUAAUAUGUGAAUGGAAAUCAUUGAUGAAAUUUCAAUAGCAGCAUAUCGUCUGCUUUCAUUCAA
Molecule: messenger RNA, 1392 nt
Organism: Elaeis guineensis (African oil palm)
Lineage: Eukaryota; Viridiplantae; Streptophyta; Magnoliopsida; Arecales; Arecaceae
Cellular component (GO): chloroplast inner membrane; chloroplast thylakoid membrane
Source: RefSeq, a predicted model, not a curated record